AUGUUCCCGCUUGUGGAACGGGGCUCCAAUGCUGAUGUGCUCGCAAAUAUGGAUGCGAAUAUGAACAGGAUACUUCUGCCACCACCACCACCACCACCACCACCCAUAUCACUCUCGAGGACGUGGCAUGUCCUUGGUCCUUUCAACAUCGGCACGAGAGAGGCAACUUGGGGCGCUGACCCCCUUGAGAUCUUGGGUGGAUUUCGCAACAUAUCCUUUGCUCAUGACCCCAACGCCACCUUCGCCAGCGCCCUGGGUCUCAAUGGUACUGUUCACUGGUCUGUCUUGGAAGCAUCAGAACUCGUGGUGAGCGAUGAUGGCUCCGCUAAAGUGACAUUGGACCUCGGUUUCCCAGAUGUUGACUGGGCCUUUUUCCAGUCUAUUUACGGCUGGGCUGCGUUGCAAUAUCAGGCGUGGGCGAGAGGGAGUAUUACCGUAUCAGCAUCUGGUGCUGAUGGUGGGCGUAGCACUACCACGAAUGCUGCUGCUGCUGCUACUACUUCUGCUGCUACUGUGGCUAUAUUUACCGACGGCCUGCUGGAAAUUUGGAUUGAUGGAGAGCCGUAUUUUGGCGGAGAUUUCUACACAUAUCGCCGCGCGCCGAUUUUGAUGAAUCUGGCGGCUGGGGAGCAUGUCAUUGACUUAAGGUUUGUGAGGGAUGUCAGGGCGAUGGGGGGUGUGGGGGAGCCAAGGGUGCGGGCUGUUGUGGAAGUGAAGCAGCUGAGGCAUUUUGCUGAGGAUGGUGGGGAUGCUGAAGAUGGCGGUAGCGAGGUGCAACUGGCUUUGGAUGCAGGUAGCUUGCUGGUUGCUGAAGUUGUGGAGGGGAAACUUAUUUCGCCCUUUGCUUCUGUGAUCGUGAGGAAUUAUCACGAGAUAUGGGUGGAGGUUACCGAUAUACGGACUGUCGAUGAUGAUGUGCGGCCCGCUGGUUCCGGUCCAACGUUAUCCCUGCUACACAGCCCGCUCAUACUGGCUCCAUUCCAGUCGCGCCCUAUGUCUUUCCGGAUAGAUUUCUGCGACCAAUCCCCGUCAAACUUCACCUUCCAGUUCAGCUACAAAUUCCGCUCCCCAGAUGACGACGUGCGAAUACGAAAAACAAAAGGCCUGCCUGCAACCCUGACACAGCGUACAAUAUCCGAAGCGCAAAAGUUCACCUUCCUCCACACCGCCGCCGUCGUAUCCUACGCCAUCCUCCUCCCCCCGCUGAAUACCACAUGCAACUCAGUCGGUAAACACAAUCUCCCUGUUCUGCUUUCCCUUCACGGCGCAGGUCUCGAGGCCGCUGAUGAACAGGUUCGACAUAUGCUUGAUGCUUCGUAUGGCGUGUGUGCGUGGAUAGUGUUUCCGACUGGAGGCACGAGCUGGAGUGGAGAUGAUUGGCAUACCUGGGGUUCGGCGGAUGUGCAUGCUGCGGUCGCUGCGAUACCGGAUUGGAUGGAGGCGGUAGGGUGGGAGGGGCCUGGGGUGGCGUUGGAGGAUUGGAUUGUGUCGGGGCAUUCGAAUGGAGGCCAGGGGACAUGGUUUCUCCUCACGCAUCAAUCUGACAAAAUUAUCGCCGCCGCACCUGUUUCGGGAUAUUCCUCGAUUGAAAACUACGUCCCAUACACAAUGUGGCACCCCAGCGACUUAGAUCUAACCCAUCUCCUGCGAACGUCCCUCCAAUCCUUCAAACACGAACUCCUAAUCCCCAACCUCGCCGGGACCCCCAUCCUCCAACAACACGGAUCCGCCGACGAUAACGUCCCAGCCUACCAUUCCCGCCUCCUCCACCAACUCACCCAGGAAAAUAAUUGGCAAUCCACGUACCACGAGCUCCCCGAUGCAGGUCACUGGUUCACGGGCGUCCUCACGACGCCGCCACUGAUAGAUUUCUACUCACACCAUGCCAGCCGGCGAUCGUAUGAUGACCUGCUCCCGAAGGAAUUUUCAUUUGUUGUUCCGAGUUCAGGGGAUAUGGGAUCGCGGGGUGGUAUUGCUGUCGACCAAUUAAGUUCUCCAGAUAGGUAUGGGCAUAUCCGAGUAACGCGGGAAGGCAACAGGGGUGGACUAUGGCAUCUGAAGACGCGUAAUGUGCACCGGUUCCAUCUCCUCCCGGGGCGAAUGCGGGUAGUGUCACGACCAGUGGAGAUCAGAAUAGAUGACCCUUCGACUGGAUUUACGGUCCCGGGUGUCGACGAUGGUAAUGCGACCUGGUUUGUCAAAGAUGAGAUCAGCGGUUCCUGGACGAUGUCUUCGGAUGGGUCCUGGCGCGAUGAUCUCUCCCAGCGCUACGGUCGGCAGAAUGGAGCUAUGGAUGCGAUAUUACGCACGAGAGGACGGUUUCUGGUAAGAAUCUGCGCAAGCGGGGGGGAGGGGAGUGGGGAGUUGGAGAGAGUGGCGGUACAGGUUAGUCGAAAUCUACUGCAGUAUUUCGCCGCGGAUGCCGAGAUCCUACCAGCCACCAACUGCGCCAAUAGCAGUACCGGUACCAGCACCGGAAACGGAAACGGAAAUGGAAACAUAAUGACCCUCGCCCUGACAGACGCCCUCCCGCCUUCCCUUCUCCCCACAUUCCCAAUCUCCAUCUCAAAGACCCACAUAACAAUCCAACCCUCACGUCCCAAGCCGACCACACUGCCCAUCGAACCCAAUCUCGGCGCCAUAUUCCUCCGCCCCCUCCCCCAUCAACGCCUCGAAUUGGUAAUCUGGGGCGCCGACGUGCCAGGGCUGCGGCAGGCGAGCCGUCUUGUGCCGCUGCUGACUGGAGUUGGGCAGCCGGAUUUUGUCGUUUUGGGGGAGCGGGCGAGGUGGAUGGGGGUUGCGGGGGUGGUUUCGGGGGGGUUUUUGGAUUGGCGGUGGAGGAGAGUGGGGUGA
Messenger RNA from Paracoccidioides brasiliensis Pb18, 2853 nucleotides. RefSeq lists its product as uncharacterized. The record is from RefSeq and is a predicted model, not a curated record. Gene Ontology annotation, molecular function: serine-type endopeptidase activity. Bases 1 to 2853 code for a protein of 950 amino acids. Gene Ontology annotation, biological process: proteolysis. The transcript has 5 exons.